AUGUUCCCAACAAGAGAAUACUGGAAUCGCAACCCGGAAGGCGAAGGUAUUGAGCUCAAUUGGGCUCGCUAUGGGCUGAAGCCAUGUGGGAAGGGAACUACCAUCACGCAUUACAUGUUUGAGGUCUUUAGGGUCCUUGAACGGUCACUUGACGCUUGGAGCAACGCCCUCGACAGCAUAGACAAGCUUGUCCAUGUUAACUUGAGCGAUUUUGAAGACAAGAAACGCGUGGAAGCUCUCAUGUUUGACAGCUCUUUCACUCGCUCGAAGGACUAUUUCGUUGCCAUCCAGCUUCUCAGGAUCAUGGACGAGUGGCUGGAUGAACUUUUCCUGAGCAUCGACGACUUACGCGGUAUGCCGGCUUGGCGCCGUGCUAGCUUUUGUAUGGAUGAAGCUGAAGACAACAUCAAUGUUGCCAUCAAAAACAUGAAGGAACGCGCUACUAGGUUUCAGAACCGAGUUCGAAAGAAAUCGGAGGAAAUCAAAAGUUUGCGCGAUGGCUUAUUCAACGCUACAUCCCUUCGCGAGGCCACCAAAGCUAUGGCAUUGAACCGAGCCAUCUAUGUUUUCACCGUUGUCACCGUUCUCUUUACCCCAGUCAGCUUCCUAGCGACAUUCUGGGCAUUACCAUUCUUGAACAACCCGUCAGAAGAAGGCAGUGACAUGGUACCAGAACCUACAUCUUUCCGCAGCAGUUUUGUUACUCUGCCCCUCCUCACGUAUGCUCUCGUUAUUGGAAUUGCGUGGUACAUGCGACCAGACCAGAGUCGUUACAAAUUGCCAGAUUGGCUGACGGGGAUAUGGGAUACCACACGAGAAGCAUUGAGGUCCGCUUGGAACAGUUUCCCGCAUGAAAUAAAGAGGACACGAAGAAAGGCUCAGGGAGGAUCAGAUGCCGGAGAUUCCGCUUAA
Messenger RNA from Fusarium falciforme, 912 nucleotides. RefSeq lists its product as hypothetical. The record is from RefSeq and is a predicted model, not a curated record. Gene Ontology annotation, molecular function: metal ion transmembrane transporter activity. Gene Ontology annotation, cellular component: membrane. Lineage: Eukaryota; Fungi; Ascomycota; Sordariomycetes; Hypocreales; Nectriaceae. The transcript is spliced from 4 exons. Bases 1 to 912 code for a protein of 303 amino acids. Gene Ontology annotation, biological process: transmembrane transport; metal ion transport.